This is a messenger RNA of Chaetomium strumarium, 1035 nucleotides long. RefSeq lists its product as uncharacterized. The record is from RefSeq and is a predicted model, not a curated record. NCBI's taxonomy places the organism in Eukaryota, Fungi, Ascomycota, Sordariomycetes, Sordariales, Chaetomiaceae. The coding region runs from base 240 to 905 and encodes 221 amino acids. The transcript has 6 exons.
AAGAGAAGAGGCAAGCGCUUACACGGUUCCUGACUAGGUAAAGCAAAACUGUCGCCGCAAGGGCAAGGGCGAAGAGCAGUGAUGCUGCUCGACCUGCCCGCCAGAUCGUCCAAGGGUGCUCUACCAUCUUGAAUCCAAUGUUGAGCUCAAACGCUUCAGGGGGGAAGUGCCUGGACAUCAGAUCCACGCCCGCUUGACAUGAUAUCGCGCGGAGCGGGGGAUCACACCUCAGGGAAACAAUGCCCAAUCUGGUAACAACAUGUUCCUGCCCAGCCCAGUGCCGCCUGUGGACAAUGUCGCAGGCCCGAUAUCACACACACGUCGGCGGGUAUAGGACUGCCAACGAACUGUGCCACAUCCCAUCACAUGAAUUCACAUGGCCCCGGUUGCCAUGGACCGCGACAAAUUGCCCCACAAUCCCACAUGCACACACACUUUGCCGUAACCGACCGGGCGUGGGGAUCCAAUCACCCGGGGCCGGUUGGUCGCCGGUUACGACGUUGAAGACACCAACGACUCGCCAGUUAGUCAAGUUGCUCACUUGGCCCAACGGUCGCGGUUGGCGGCAUGUCGUUUUACUAAGUCCAAGUAACGCUAGAGUCCUAGACAUGAAUCCUUGGGGAGAUCGUACAGUCCAAUGUACGGUACAAUGUAGUCCGCGCAACACACGAAGUGCAUUUGCUCUCUCGGACUUCCCGACAUCUAGCACAGCACCGCUUUCCUUGAGCGAUCCGUCCCGCCUGCGACCCGACAGGGUUCAGGCGCAUUCAACUCUGAUCAGCAUAACGGCUGCCGCUGUCUUGGCGCUGCUGCUGUGGCGGCUGUGGCGCUUCACCAUCACGCCGGCGCUGUAUCCCGACGACCCCAAGGAGCUGCCAUAUUGGAUUCCAUUUUUGGGUGAGUAAUCCCCUGUACUCCCGUACUGAACGAUAAACAGGUCCCUGGCAUCAGGCUGACUGACACCCUCUACGCAGGCCACGGCGCUGCCUUCUUCGGUAACUCGAGCGCUCUGAUAUCGCGAGCAGGCAACUACUU